AUGCCGUCCGAACGCCGAAAAAAGCGGAAAAGGCGCGACUCCGACGAUGAGGAGGAAGAGAGCCCGCUGUCGAACUGGAAACUCGGGAUGAUCGUCGCCGUGGUGGUGAUCUGCUUCGCGAUGCUGUACCCCACCGUCCUCCACCCACUCCUCAUGGGCACUUUUUCACGAUCUGAUGCCCCAAAACCCACUCAAUCACGACCCCCGAUGCACCCGGGGAUGGGGGCGCGGGCGAACGGUGGACCCGGCGGAGCUCAUCCGGCCAUGCGCAUGGCCGCCUCACACGCCGAAACGGCUAGUCAACAGAGUGGCGGUGGACGUGGGAUGUACUCGUGGUUGCUGCCGUUCUAUACCAUUGGGGUGGUAGUAUUCCUGCUCUAUACAUUGUUCAAGUCGAAAAGCAAAAAGAAGAAGAGUCGCCGCUCGCGCUAUGGAAGUGAGUCCGAGGAAUCGGAUGAGGACUACGUGAAAGGACUCGGAGGAGGCAAGGACAAAAAGAAAGUGCGCGGACUGCAAAAGCGUCUACGCGAGACGGAAGACGCCAUGUCUAAAAUCCUCGAACAGCUCGAACGCGUCCAAGGCGAGGGACUGGCCCUGGCUGAACAGGAAGAUGAAGCCGCCGACGGCAAGAAGAAGCCGUCCACCUCGAAGGCGGACGCCCAGAAGCCAUCUACCUCAAAGGGGGCCGACCCGGAUGCGUAUAUCGACGAUCUCGAGAGGGCGCUCGCUGAGUUUAAGAUCCUUUCGCAGCAGUACGACAAGGCGAAGAUCCAAAAAGCGAAAGGCGGUAGAAGAGCUGAAGAAUCAGAGCCCGAAGAUGAUGAGGAAGACGAGGUUGAUGACGUCGAGGGCGAGGAGGAUGAGGAGGAGGAAGAAGAUGAGCAAGAGGCCUCAACUUCGGAGGGCGAACGUGACUCGGAAAAAUCCGACGAACAUUCUGAAGUCGAGGACCAACCGCCGGCAGAAGAUGAACAUCCUGAAACCGAGCCCGACGAACCCACGCCGGCCCCCAAAUUACCCGAACCCCCGAAAGUAUCCAUCAUACCACCCAGGAAAACUGACGAAAAAGUACGCCGACGGAAGCAGCGCAAGGAU
Molecule: messenger RNA, 1095 nt
Organism: Mesorhabditis spiculigera
Lineage: Eukaryota; Metazoa; Nematoda; Chromadorea; Rhabditida; Rhabditidae
Source: the annotation of a GenBank genome assembly